AAGUGACGCAGCGCGACGCCGCCAUGAGGGUCUGGGCCGGAGCAGUGCGGGCGGCGGUUCGCGCUGGGUCGGGUCUCGGCGAGUUCCGGGAGCGCUUCGAUUUCGGCGGCCGCGAUGUGGCCUCCUGGUUCCCGGGACACAUGGCGAAAGGCCUACGGCAGAUGCGGGCCUCCCUGCGGCGUGCCGACUGCCUCAUCGAGGUGCAUGACGCUCGUAUCCCUCUGUCGGGCCGUAACCCCGAGCUGCAGGAGGUGCUGGGCAUCCGCCCACACAUCCUUGUGCUGAACAAGAUGGACCUUGCCGAUCCCCACCGGCAGCUGACAACCUUGGAACACCUGAAGCAGCAAGGAUGCUCGCAUGUUGUUUUCACCGAUUGUCAGCACGAUGGCAACGUCAAGAAGAUUGUUCCCCUGGUUGCCAAGCUGGUGGCCAACAGCCCACGCUAUCAUAGGGCCGAGAGCAACGAGUACAGCAUCCUGGUGAUUGGUGUGCCCAACGUGGGAAAGUCCUCUCUAAUCAACUCCCUGCGGAGGCUGCACCUCAAAAAGGGGAAAGCUACCGCAGUUGGUGGUGAACCAGGCGUCACCAAGGCAGUGCUAACCAGAAUCCAGGUCUGUGAGAAGCCCCUGAUGUACCUGGUGGACACACCUGGUGUGCUGCCCCCGAGGCUGAAGGACGUGGAGACAGGCAUAAAGCUGGCAGUGUGUGGAGCCAUCCAUGACCACCUGGUAGGGGAGGACAUCAUGGCCGACUACCUCCUGUAUGCCCUGAACAAGCACCAGCAGUUUGAGUACGUUCAGCGCUAUGGGCUGGCCAAGGCCUGCAAUGACAUCGAGACACUGCUGAGGCACGUGGCCCUCGCCCAGGGCCAGGUGCAGAAGGUGAAGGUGCUGACGGGCACAGGGGACGUCAAUGUGAAAAUGCUCAACUAUACAGCCGCAGCCUACCAGUUCCUGCGGGACUUCCGGGCAGGAUGCCUGGGCAGAGUGACACUGGACUGAGGCUUGUCCCAUGGGGGUGAGGCAGUGCCUGCAGCUGUGUGGGCUGGGGACACCUCAGCACAGAGCUGUGGUGCACAACUCGAAGUAGUUCCACUAGCACAGGCCCCAGUUUCAGGCCGUGGGCUGCUGCGAGGGGGUGAAGGUACAGGAUCCCCGCAGUCGGGCUGAGGCUGUGCCAUGACAGCUGCCCUGUGGUGUCACUGUGCGUGGUGACACUCUGCAGUGCCUGCCUGGGGCAUGGCUGCUGCUGCCUCCAACGUGACAAGACCCCCAAGAGUAAUUUCCUUGCUGUGGUGUUGGCCUGCUUGGUACCCUCCAUCCCAAAAUAAAGCUUUCUGGGGUGACAGCCUUCCCAAGGCCCUUGUCCACAA
Colius striatus (speckled mousebird) is the source of this 1372-nucleotide messenger RNA. RefSeq names its product mitochondrial ribosome associated GTPase 1 (gene MTG1). Gene Ontology annotation, cellular component: mitochondrion. Lineage: Eukaryota; Metazoa; Chordata; Aves; Coliiformes; Coliidae. The record is from RefSeq and is a predicted model, not a curated record. The transcript is spliced from 11 exons. Bases 24 to 1001 code for a protein of 325 amino acids. Gene Ontology annotation, molecular function: GTPase activity; GTP binding.